UGGACAUUGGAUCAUGAAAACCCGGCCCAUUUAACAAUAGCAUUCAAGUAAGCAGGUUUUCGUCUUCCACAACUCUUCCUUCCUACUCCCGCCGCUUUACCUCUGCAACUAACACAAGAACUCACUUGUCCGUCGUUCUUGCUUCUCCUCGCCGCCGUCUUCCUAGCCUCUCCUCUCCGCCUUCCUUGCUUAUCCUCGCCGUCGUCCUUGCUUCUCUUCGUCGCCGCCGUCAACAAGCCAUCACCAGUUCUAUCGAAUUUUCAGUAAAAGCAUCUCUUCUUAGCUGAUAACCGGAAGGAAGCAAAAGAAUGACUUCAGUGGCAUUGAAAAAGAACUAUCGUUGUGUUCAGUCAUUACAACAAUUUUACUCAGGCGGACCUUACACAGUCUCUUCCGAUGGAUCUUUCAUUGCUUGUGCCUGCAAUGACACCAUCACCAUAGUCGAUUCCUCCAAUGCUUCCAUUAAAUCCACCAUUGAAGGUGAUUCAGAGCCUGUUACAGCUCUUACCCUUAGUCCUGAUGACAAGUUCCUCUUUUCUGCCAGCCACAGUCGACAAAUUAGGGUUUGGGACCUCUCCUCCCUUAAAUGCCUGCGUUCCUGGAAGGGACAUCAAGGUCCAGUAAUGGGCAUGACAUGUCAUGCUUCUGGUGGAUUGCUGGCAACUGCUGGAGCAGAUGGUAAAGUUCAAGUAUGGGAUGUUAGUGGCUUCUGCACACAUUUCUUCAAGGGUCAUAAAGGGGUUGUGACCAGUGUUGUUUUUCAUCCUGAUCCCAAUCGUUUGCUUCUUUUUUCUUCAAGUGAUGAUACAACUGUAAGAGUUUGGGAUCUUACACUCAAGAAAUGUGUUGCAACUUUAGAGAGACAUCGAUCAACAGUGACUUCCAUUGCAAUAACAGAAGAUGGAUGGACUUUGUUGAGUGGUGGCAGAGAUCAGGUUGUAAACAUGUGGGACCUACAUGACUACAGUUGCAAGAUGAGUAUACCUACAAAUGAAGCAAUUGAAGCUGUAUGUGUUAUUGGCACUGCAUCUCCUUUUGUUUCAUGUCUGAGAGGAAAGAAAAUUGGUGAUUCUCCAGCAUUCCAAUAUCUUACAGUUGGUGAACAUGGAAUUGUUAGGAUAUGGAAUUCUCAUGGUGCAGUCUGCCUAUUUCAACAAUCAUCUUCUGAUGUUACUGUAAGCAAAGAAGAUGAAGAGGAAGCAAAAAGGGGUUUUAUAUCUGCAGUGAUGUUGCCAUCUAAUCAAGGGUUAUUAUGUGGCACUGCUGAUCAAGAAUUUCUCUUCUAUUCACCAAUUGAAACCCCUGAAGGAACUUUUCAUUUAAAUCUUGACAAAAGACUUGUGGGAUACAAUGAGGAGAUUGUGGACAUGAAGUUUUUGGGUGUUGAAGAACAGUUUCUUGCUGUUGCUACAAGUGUUGAACAGGUAAGAGUGUAUGAUCUUUCCUCCAUGUCAUGUUCUUAUGUAUUGUCAGGACACACAGACAUUGUGCUAUGUCUUGACACGUGUACAACUACCUCUGGAAGAACACUUAUUGUAACAGGAAGCAAAGAUAACACAGUAAGAUUAUGGGAUUCCAACAGCCAUUGUUGCAUUGGAAUUGGAAGAGGUCACAUGGGUGGCAUUGGAGCUGUUUCUUUUGCAAAAAAGUCACAAUCUUUUUUUGUUAGUGGUAGUAGUGAUCUUACCUUAAAGGUAUGGAGUUUAGAUGACCUUUCAGAUGAUGUAAACGAAGCAUUUAGUUUAAAAACUAAAGCAGUCACUGCAGCCCAUGAUAAAGACAUUAAUGCCCUUGCUAUUGCACCAAAUGACAGCCUUGUUUGUAGUGGUUCCCAGGAUCGAACAGCUCGCAUCUGGAAGCUUCCAGACUUGACACCUGGCGUUGUGUUAAAAGGGCACAAAAGAGGAAUAUGGUCUGUGGAAUUUUCUCCAGUUGAUCAGUGUGUAAUAACAGGAUCUGGAGACAAGACAAUAAAGAUUUGGGCCAUUUCAGAUGGAUCAUGUUUAAAAACAUUUGAAGGACACACAUCAAGUGUGUUCAAAGUUCAGUUUGUUACUCGUGGGGCCCAGAUUGUUUCUUGUGGUGCUGAUGGUUUGUUAAAGCUGUGGACUGUUAAGACAAAUGAAUGUGUUGCAACUUAUGAUCAACAUGAAGACAAGGUGUGGGCAUUGAGUGUUGGGAAGAAGACAGAAAUGUUGGCGACAGGUGGCAGUGAUGCUGUAAUCAAUUUGUGGCAUGAUUCCACUGCUGCUGAUAAAGAGGAUGAAUUCAGGAAAGAGGAGGAAGGUGUAUUAAAAGGGCAAGAGCUAGAAAAUGCAGUGUUAGAUGCUAAUUACACCAAAGCAAUCCAUCUUGCCUUUGAGCUUCGUAGACCACAUAAACUAUUCGAGUUAUUUGCCCAACUUUGCAGGAGGGAAGAUGCGAAAGAUGAGGUGAAGAAAGCUCUUGGUGUUCUUGGAAUGGAAGAACACAGACAAUUAUUGGAAUACAUUCGGGAAUGGAAUACAAAGCCAAAGCUAUGCCACAUUGCUCAGUUUGUUCUUCUUCACCUUUUCACAAUCCUCCCCCCCACAGAGAUAGUUGAGAUGAAAGGUGUUGGGGAAGUGGUUGAAGGGUUGAUCCCGUAUUCCCAAAGGCAUUACAGCAGGAUAGAUAGACUGGAAAGAAGCACAUACCUUUUGGAUUACACAUUGAAUGGAAUGUCACUCAUUGAACCAGAAACAGAUUUUUAUUUCGUCACCACUACUCCCCCUCGUCGCCACUUUUCGGCUACAAUUGAAAGAAGAACUCGCCGGCUGCUUUCAGGCAACCUUGAUGUGUUCAGAGUUGUAAAAAUGGUGAAGAUCCUCUUAACGGGCUCCAAGAAAAGACAAGAUCCACCUGAAAUAUUGGAGGUUCAACAACAAAAAAAGCAGAAAUUGGAUCAUGGUGUCAAGAUUGAGUGCUUAAAGAUUCUCAAAACAUUGAUGACCCAUAAAUUCGGACCCGUUUUCAAUCAACCCGUGGACCCUGUCGAGCUCGGUAUCCCUGAUUAUUUCUCGAUAAUCUCUCAUCCCAUGGAUUUGGGCACAAUUCAUAACAAAUUAGAAGACAAUAUCUAUUCUUUUCCUGAAUCAUUUGCUAAUGAUAUCAGACUUACAUUCUCAAAUGCCAUGCGAUAUAAUCCACCCAAAAACUCUGUUCAUUUGAUGGCAAAAGAGAUGAACGAUCUUUUUAACAAAAUUUGGAAAUCUGUUGAGCCAAAGUUGAUGAAACCAAGCAAAAAUGGUGGAGAAAAGGUGAAGAUUUGUAAACCGGUUAAAAAGCUAGGUGUUCAUGUUAGUGUUGGUGUAAAAGUAAAGAAAAGUGAAGAUAUAAUAAGUAAGGCUUCAAGUUGUUCAGAGGGGAAGACUUUGAUGACUUAUGAGGAAAAGAUGAGGAUUAAGAAGGAGUUAAUGGUGGCAUUGAGAGGUGAAAUCACUGGACCUUUGCGUGGUUUUUUAAGGAAAUAUGGUUUGAUUUAUUCAAGGAAAGAGAAGAUUGAGAGUGUUUUUAAUUCAUUUGGGGAUGAUACUUUAAUGGAGUUGAAAAGAUCCUUGAAAGGUUCUUUGUGUUUGAGUUUGGAAAAGGGCAAGGACGAUUGUGUAAAACCACAAUGGACAAAGGAAGCAUCUGAGAGACAAAAACUUGAAGAAAAGUCAAAUAUUGAAUCAAGAAUCAGAGCUGCUCGAGCUGCUAAAGAAGCCAUACUAGAAAGUGCAAAAUCCGAUUUGCAAAUGAAACGCGAUAAAGAAAGGGAAAGAGUAGAAAAGAUGGAAAGAACAGUAACCAUGGAUGACAACCUAACAGUUCUAAGGGAGCUUGAGAAGUUAUGUGAAAUUUCAGGGAUUAAAAACCCAUUGGAGAAACUUGGGCUAAGAUUGAAAGAAGAGUAUUAUUAUGGAUAUGAAUACAUUGAUGAUGAUGAUGAUGAUGAGUUAGAAGAUGGAGAGAUCUUUUGACCCAAAAAUGUUAGGAAUUUAUUGUUGCAAACACCGAAAAUGUGGGUAUUUUUGUGCGUUUGUGUGAGUGUUUCUCAAGUGAAAAAAGGGAAUAGGAGUGUAAAUGACGAAUUCUUUUGUCUGAGAAGGAAUGGGUUGUUUAGGUGGUGUUCUUGUAGUGAAUAUAUAUAUAAUAUUAUAUAUAAUAUAUAUUGCACAGGUGGUAUAUUUGCAAAGCUGGAAAAUGUGUAAUGUUGUUGAUUUGCUAAAGUGAU
This is a messenger RNA of Lactuca virosa, 4234 nucleotides long. The record is from the annotation of a GenBank genome assembly. Lineage: Eukaryota; Viridiplantae; Streptophyta; Magnoliopsida; Asterales; Asteraceae.